Molecule: messenger RNA, 3734 nt
Organism: Phyllotreta striolata
Lineage: Eukaryota; Metazoa; Arthropoda; Insecta; Coleoptera; Chrysomelidae
Source: the annotation of a GenBank genome assembly
ACGUUUCUUAUCAGUUGCUAUUUCCAUGUCCACCUAUAAGUGUACAUACUGUGGUUAAUUGUGAUUUUUUUAAACAAGUUAAUGCAUGAACUUCUAUUAUGCCGGGAGACCAUGCGUUCGAUUUAAAAAAACGUCGAUCUCACAGGCUUAUUUCUUGGGUUGAAAUACCUUUAGGUUAUUUUUCCGAUAGCAUGGCAGGAGCAGAUCCGAAAUGGCAGAAGGACGCGGCCGAUCAGAAUUUCGACUACAUGUUCAAGCUGCUCAUCAUAGGAAACAGUUCCGUCGGAAAAACGUCGUUUCUCUUCCGAUACGCCGACGACAGCUUCACUUCGGCCUUCGUGAGCACAGUGGGAAUAGACUUCAAGGUUAAAACGGUUUUCAGACACGACAAGAGAGUCAAGCUGCAAAUAUGGGACACAGCAGGACAAGAAAGAUACAGAACCAUUACCACAGCCUACUACAGGGGCGCAAUGGGUUUUAUACUUAUGUAUGAUAUUACUAACGAAGAAUCCUUCAAUAGCGUGCAGGAUUGGGUAACUCAAAUCAAGACGUACUCGUGGGACAACGCCCAAGUGAUCCUGGUGGGAAACAAAUGCGAUAUGGAGGAUGAACGUGUUAUUAGCUUCGAAAGAGGAAAACAACUGGCAGAGCAACUUGGCGUCGAGUUUUACGAAACUAGUGCUAAAGAAAAUAUAAACGUUAAGGCCGUUUUCGAACGUUUGGUAGAUAUAAUAUGCGACAAGAUGUCCGAUAGCUUAGAUACCGAUCCGACCUUGAUGAGCAGCGGAGCCAAAGGUCAACGUUUAACGGACGCUCCUCAGGGACCCCAAGCUGCCAAUUGUAACUGUUAAUACACCUAAUAUUCUGAUUAAUACUAAGAAAACUGUUGAUACUUCGACCAGAUCGUACGAAACUUUGUCGUUUUCUUCAUUUUUAAUCUCAUUGAGACUGACAAUACGCAUACGCAAGAUAUGUCAAGGUCCGCAGGAAGAUCUGGAUUAUUGGUCAUGUUUUAAGUAGUUUAAAGGAUUACUUAGAACCACUGUUGUUAGGUGUAGUAAAAUUUCACUGCGUCUAGUGGAUUUCACUAGGUCUAGCAAUGCUGCUUAGAUCAGGAUACGUCUAAAUAGUGACUAGUUAGAUCAGAAAUUAGGUGUAGCUUUGCCCCUUUCAUAGAACUGUAAUAGAUAUCAUUUAUUUUUCUAUUAUUGGUUUAUUUAAUUUUGUUGGAUUUUUCUGCAGACCGAAUUAAUUUUUUUCUGUACCUACUGCUUAUGCGUCUGUAUAAACGCAUUUUAUCAUAUUACCAAACAUAAUGAAAUUCGCUUCUAUAAAAAAGCAGAUUUGUGGAUUUUUCAAUACGUGUGUGGACUAUGAAAUUUUGAUUCUAGAAUUAAUCUUUAUAAUUGCAUUACGCAGAGAAUAAACGUUCCUUCUAUAUUUCACAUGCAGGUUUAAAAAUAUUUCGAUAUUUAGAAAAAAAUCUACUUUUUCAACUUUUCGAUAUAAUAAAUAACAUAUUUCAACAUCGAGUAAUUAAUAAAAUUAUUACUAUUAAGGUUGUAUAAGCAUUUAUUAUUUGAGUGUUCACAAUUCCGAACAAAAUUUCAUAAUUCCUGCCAAUUAAUUUUUGAAAUUUAUACUCAUACUUGAUUCAAAACUAAAACGAUGUCAAUAUACAAACUGUAGUUUAGAAUGUGAGGAUUAUAGUAAAACAUGAUGGGAGUAUACUUAUAGGUAACCUCGUAGCCUGUUGAACAAAAAAUCCCUCGUUCAAAAUAUUUCUAUCUAAAAAAUAUGGAGAAAAAUAUAUUGUGACAAUAUUCACUUGCUUUGAAUUCCAGAGCAAGAAAUGGGAUUUUUUGUCUGACAAAAUAUUGAUGAAUUGAUAUAAAUUAAAAUUGUUAACGAAUUUUUGUAAAUGUUGCGAUAUAUAUAGUAUAUCUUAGGUGUAAAAAUACUAUUACAAUAAUAUUACUUGUUCUUCUGUUAUGCUACAACAUUAAUUUGCUAUGCCAUAGUCAAAUUCAUUCAAUCGUUGUUUUAUUAGGCAUUGAUUCAGUCAGAAUUGUCUUAUAAGAUAUCCUUAAAUAGAACGGAAUUUCUAAAAAUAUUCAAGGUAUUUGAGCUAGAUAUUAUAUUAUAGAGAAAAAUAAGACGCUGGCAAAAUUACAGGGAUUCUACAUUCUAUCUACUAUUAAUUUGAAAACAUUUGUGUUAAUAAGACAUAUCGCUGGCCUAAACGGCAUUUAUUGUUUUUACUUGUAAAUUUAGGAUAUGCUAAUGUGUAGGAAAAGCUUGAAUGAAGAAUAAUUGUGUCGUUUAGUUUACCAUAUAAUCACAAAAACAGAAAAAAAUGAAUGUAAAGAUGUAAAUACCUUUUAAAAUUCAUUUUAAACCAUCUGCAUCUGUGGUAAAUGUCUUAAGUAACCUUUAAAUUGUGUGAUUUAUCAUAAGAGUUUUCAAUUGAAUUGGUCUUAAGAAAAUAAUAAGUAAUUUAAAAGCUUACAAACUGACAAAUCAUAAAGUAACUCAAUAGAGAAUCAUAAAAAUCAACCUUAAAUCAUGCGGCAACUCCUGUGAUAAAAUUGCACAAUAUUAAGUGUACUUUAACCUUUGAUUAAUUACUAAUGUUAGAGAUUAUGAACUAUUUGGACAUGCCACAUAUUUACACAAGGCUUUAUAUUAGACAAACUAUUAAAUUGUAAAAUAUGUAGUUACUCCUAGUUAUGAUUUCGAGAUCAAGACUUAUGAUUUGUUUCAGUAGUAGAUUUAAAUGGCAGAUCUAUACUAAAUGAGUCUUCAAUUUAUGAUUAUUGAAUUUGAUUCAAUAUUUCUUUCAAUAGGAUCUGAUAAAUAGGAUUCAAUAGGAGCAGAGGCCCUUUUGAGAGUAAUUAAAUUAUAAAUCUAUGAAUCUUAAUUAAAAAAUAGAACUGAUUGAUAAUUUACAACGAAUUUGAUGUUAUUUUACUCUGAUAUUAAGGACAAUAAAUAGAGUUUUUACUAAUUAAAUAAAUUCGUUUAAAGUCAAAAGGUAUAAUAUUCAUAAUAUAAACAUUAUAGAACUUUAUUGAAACAAAUUGUAAGUCUAAAUAAAUAUAUUUCCAGCAAAUUCAAAUUUUACAACCAUUUAAAAAAACCUAUUUUAAUGUAGUGUAAAAUUUAAAUAGGCUGCACUUUCACUAGUUAAAAUUAAUUUUGAAUAUUUAUUUUUUUAUCAAACUGUUAAUUAGUUGUAAAAAGUAACCGCCAUUAUUUACAAUUUCAAUUACCAAGCUCAACAAAAACUACAAUACGUUAAGCUGAUUAAGAUGGAGCAAAAAUCCUUUAUAUUCAGAAGCCGUUUAAUUGAAGAAAUACUUUAUCGAUAUUGCAUGAUUUACGCAACAUAUGUGUGUUAAACAGCUGUUUAACAUGAAACAACUGUUUCCAAAGUUAAUCGAUUAAAUGAAAGGAUUAACUUUGACGCAUGUUAAAUCCCAGUUUCCCGUCUUAAAUGGUAUAAUUUCUACUUACAAACUAAAUCUCUGUGCCUCAUGCAAAGUUCGUAAAGGGUACGCAAGUAAGUUAUGAAAUAUUCGAGACCGCACACUUGACUAAUCCAAAUUACAUGUUUCAAACAUGUUUCAUACAUAAUAUACACUAUGCUGAUAAAAUGUGUAUAGAAAUCUUAUUGUUAAGUUAAUAAAUGGAUUGUAUAUUAUUUUGUGAAUUAGUGUAAAAUAAAAACUAGC